CCUCCGACUAUCAAGCCGAGAUAUUGCUCUACGCCUGCCAUUUGGCCUCACUGCGCCGGCCUCAGGCAUUGCACGUCGCAUCGAUGCACGCUCGCCGGCAUGAAGAGAAAACGCAGUGCCCACGCUGGCGGCAGACCCCCCAAGAGGGCCAGGGAUGCCGACCAAUCUGCCAUCGCCACGGCUGCUGGCAUUGAGCAUCCCGUGCUGGGACGGCUCUACCCCGAGGUCUCGUCGUUGCGCCACUAUUUGUUGUCACGGCUUCCUUCCUCCUCCAAGAACCGAAGACGGAAAAUAUCUCAAUUGGGACUGCCACCGCACGGGCAAGAUGCAGGUGCAACGCGUUCCGUCGACCUUGAGCUGGCGCAGCUGCUAGACUCCACCCUGGUUGGCGUCCCGCCCACUGCCAACGCGCCGAACCGAGAGGAAGCGGCGGAGGAGCGGGCCAGAGACAUCGAGAGCUUCUCCCAACAGCUUCCUGCAGGGACUACAGCCAGCACAUUCAAGCCGGGGUAUUUUCUGCAGUCUGAGAUUGUCGACUUUGUGGUCUGGCGUCUUUUCCGGAAAUCGACCUCCCACAAGCCCUCGCAUCUGCUCUGUCACGGCUUCCAGCGGUCAGCUGCCCACGGCCAAAAUGGAAUCAACCAAACCGCCCACUCCAUUCCCGGACUGGUCUCCUACUACAGGAAUACGUACGUCGAAACCGUUAAAGGACCGCUAUGGUGUCGACUGCACGCGCUUCUGGGCCAAGGAGGUGACCGCAUCAUGAUGGACAUGCUCCUGGACUGCGCCAUAUUUUCCUCCGUAGGACACUCGGGCAACUACUUUCAGCUGAGCGGCGUGCCAGCCUCGGAGCUGAAGCUAGGCUCCAUAUUGAACAAUCCCCAGGCGGUAGUCGCUGCAGACAAUAGUACCAGCAAGAAGCCCACCAACCUGGUGAGCGAGAAUCGGAAGCCGAACGCCAUCACUUUUGUCCGGAGUCGCAUGCUGUACGCGCGGGCGGCCCUUAACGCUAAAGGAGGAGUCCGCUUCGGGAUGCGCCAUAUUCAUGUGCUGAAUCGGUUCCCAGAUCUAGAAGACCCUCACCAGACUGUGCAUAUAAUGCGGCACGUCUUCCCUCGCCAAUUUGGGCUGCACAACGUCUUCACGUCAAAGGUGGAUACGCGAGAGACCGCCAUGUCGUUCAAAGACUACACCUUGCGCGAGAAGGAAAUCCAUCAGUCAAUGUGCCGAGAGCUGUCCGACAACGUCGGGUCGGAAGAGCAUGUCCUCAAGUGGAAGUCGCAUAUCCCAAAGCGACUCCGCGGCGACACGGUUGCGCUGGUCAACAAGCUCCGCAGACUCAACCAGAGGUGCUCGUACAUGGAGUUACUGCGGCAUUAUUGCCCCGUCAAGGUAACUGCUAACCGUCACACUCUCCAACUUGCAGCAAAGCUGACAUGUGAAGGGCCUGCAUUUAUCCUCCAGACCGGAGUGGAGGAAACACCCACUUCAGCCGAGCGGAACGGUUCCCGUAGCUGCAGAGUCAGCGCAUGGCGAUAAGGAGAUCGAUCCUUCCAUAUCCAGGCAUCGAACGGUUGAACAAACAUGUUUCACAGAUAUGGCCUGUCCCACGGCGCAUGUGUCGGCAUUUUGUCGAGCUGUAAUAGCUAAGGUGAUCCCCAACGGAUUCUGGGGUGACGAGCACAACAAGCGCAUAAUCAUGUCCUGGAUAGAUCAGUUCAUCCAGCUCCGGAGGUUUGAGACCCUUAGCCUGCACCAAGUGACGCAGAAGCUCCAGAUUGUGCAUUUAUCCUGGCUCCGAGCACCCGGUCAACACGCCACCACAAAGAUGGCCAAGUCCGAUUUCGAGAAACGUCAGGAGAUUGUUCUG
Molecule: messenger RNA, 1870 nt
Organism: Trematosphaeria pertusa
Lineage: Eukaryota; Fungi; Ascomycota; Dothideomycetes; Pleosporales; Trematosphaeriaceae
Exons: 4
Coding region: 100-1539 (479 amino acids)
Biological process (GO): telomere maintenance via telomerase
Cellular component (GO): telomerase catalytic core complex
Molecular function (GO): telomerase RNA binding; telomeric repeat DNA binding
Source: RefSeq, a predicted model, not a curated record